Magnolia sinica is the source of this 1336-nucleotide messenger RNA. RefSeq names its product GDSL esterase/lipase At1g71691-like. The transcript is spliced from 5 exons. NCBI's taxonomy places the organism in Eukaryota, Viridiplantae, Streptophyta, Magnoliopsida, Magnoliales, Magnoliaceae. The record is from RefSeq and is a predicted model, not a curated record. The coding region runs from base 8 to 1123 and encodes 371 amino acids. Gene Ontology annotation, molecular function: hydrolase activity, acting on ester bonds.
CUCUCUCAUGGCUAGUGUUAGCUUCUUCUUCAUUUUCUUGUGCAUGGUGGUGUGUAUGGUAUCAGCACAGGAGGGAGUUGCACCAGACAACGGAGAGAAAGCAAAGGAACUCGUGCCUGCCAUGUUUAUAUUCGGAGACUCUCUCAUAGACAAUGGAAAUAACAACAACCUUCCUUCUUUCGCUAAGGCAAACUAUUACCCUUAUGGUAUUGAUUUUUCUGGUGGACCCACUGGCCGUUUCUCUAAUGGUUACACCAUUGUCGAUGUUGUAGCUGAGCUGUUGGGGCUUCCAUUGAUACCCCCAUAUUCAGAGGUGUCUGGCGAUGACGCCCUUCAUGGUGUAAACUAUGCGUCUGCGGCUGCUGGAAUCUUAGAUAUUACAGGCAGAAAUUUCGCGAGCCGCAUUCCCUUCAACCAACAGAUUCAAAACUUCCAAACCACCCUCGAUCAGAUCACAGACCGGCUGGGGGCGGACGACGUGGCCCAGUCCAUCGCUAAAUGCAUAUUCUUCGUGGGAAUGGGAAGCAAUGACUACCUCAACAAUUACAUGAUGUCCAUCUACAAUACUCGCAAUCAAUACAACCCACAGCAAUAUGCUACUCUCUUGAUUCAGCAAUACACUCGCCAACUCACCAGCCUAUACAAUCUGGGAGCUCGGAAAUUUGUAAUUUCCGGAGUUGGAUCGUUGGGAUGUAUACCAAGCGUCCUUUCACAAAACACUAACAGCCGUUGCUCGGAUGCCGUUGAUAACGUCGUACUUCCCUUCAACAACAACGUCAAAUCAAUGAUCAACGGCCUCAAUGCUAAUCUUCCUGGUGCGAAAUUCAUACACGUGGACAUUUUCCAGAUGUUCAUGGACAUUCUCCACAACCCUAGACAAUAUGGAUUCAAUGUGGUGGAUCGCGGGUGUUGCGGCAUCGGACGUAACGGAGGGCAGAUAACGUGCCUUCCAUUCCAGACACCAUGCGCGAACAGAAAUGAGUACGUGUUCUGGGAUGCAUUUCACCCAACAGAAGCUGUGAAUCUGAUAAUGGGAAGAAGGGCUUUCAGUGGGGACGCAAGUGUGGUACACCCUAUGAAUAUUCAACAGCUUGCAAAUCUUGAUAUUGAGCCUAACGAGUAGUAGGAUAUCAGCUGCUCUUUGAGUGAAAACAAACAAACAAAAAAAAAAAACAUAAACGAAGGAGAUACUUAUUUGAUUGAGAGAGAGAGAGAGAAAGAAGAGUGACAAACAAGAACAAAUUAAAUAGGGAUGUUUGUGAGUUGAGUUUUGUUCCUACAUUUGAUAUGUUUGUGUUUGGUUUGUUUUAUGAAAUAGGAUUGUGAUUCUCUUCAA